AUGCGACGAGCCGUUCUGCAGAUAACGAUCUGUUUGUUGCUGAUCGAAACGCCCAACGUGUGGUGCAGGCUGGCGAACCUAAAAUCCGUGGUGCCACCGCCAAAGUUAGUCAAAUCGGACGAGAUGGCCAAACUUUCGGAAGUAACCUACGACGACUAUCCGAUGGUGGUUCCGAAGCGGGCGGCGAUGCUCCUGGACCGGCUAAUGGUGGCCCUGCACCAUGCACUGGAGAAGGGCGACGGUGAGGACGGUGGUGGUCGGCCUAUCAACAAGGUGUAUCGCGAUGGCCGCUACACCGGCAAGCCCACGUUUUCGUUGGCCCCGGCCAAAAUACCGCCUUCCGCAAGCAAAACGGAGCAACUGAUGAAAAGCUAUUACGCCGAAGCGGACGCGGAUGCGGAUGCCGAAGACAGGGUGGCCAACGUGAUUCCGGACGAGAUUGAUGACAUUGAAACGCGGAAAGAGCUGCUGGAUGAAAUGAUGGACAUCCAGACCAGGGGCACCGAAGAUAAGACCAAAAAGGGUCGGUACUGGAAGUGUUACUUCAAUGCGGUCAGUUGUUUCUAA
Messenger RNA from Anopheles bellator, 567 nucleotides. RefSeq lists its product as uncharacterized. The record is from RefSeq and is a predicted model, not a curated record. The transcript has 4 exons. Bases 1 to 567 code for a protein of 188 amino acids. NCBI's taxonomy places the organism in Eukaryota, Metazoa, Arthropoda, Insecta, Diptera, Culicidae.